CUCCGCUCUGUCCGCUCUCCCAAUCAGUUUCGGUAUAUUUUAGUUGGUUCUUUGGUUUGGGAAAAGUCCUACUUCUUGUCAAGAUGGGCUGCACUUCCGGUUGCAUCAAGUGUUUCCUCAACACCCUUAACUCCCUUAAUGCGCUUUUGGGCCUUGGCCUGAUAGGCAUAGCCACGAUAAUCCUGGGCCAAGCACCUCUCGUUUACAUCGUUUUCCUGUAUGGCUUGGGCGGCCUAAUCUUCGUUUCGGCCAUUCUGGGCUGCUGCGGCAUCUGUCAGGAGAAUGUCUGCAUGACCGCAACGUAUGGAUUCAUUCUGCUGGCUCAGCUGAUAAUAAGUCUCCUGGGCAACUUCGGUUUCAAGUUCAACGAGGACUACAUCCGGAAGUUUGCAUCGGAGGAGGUGCAGAAGAAGUGGGACCUGGAGCUGGUGGAACCAGGUGCAAUGGACCCAUACCAGAGAACGUACGAUUGCUGUGGCCGCAACGGACCGGAUGACUAUGUGAGCAUCGGUCGAACCACCUUGCCCGCCACGUGCUACCCCAAGGAGAACCACGAGCUGCCUCACUUCACCACCGGCUGUGCCCAGAGCGCUGGUGACAAGUUCCUGGAGCUCUUCACUUACUCCAGCGACACCAACUGGGUCUCCGUGGGCAUAACCGCACUGAUGGUGCUCGGUGCCUUCUAUCUGGUCGGACGCUUCCGCAAGCAGCGCAGGCGCUAUCACUACUAAGGAUUCCCGAUCUGAUUUCUCUGUGAGAAUCGUGUGUUCUAAUAAACUUGGUAGAAUCUGCCACUUCCCAUUCCAUUCCCUUAUGGAGUGGCUGAGCUAA
Messenger RNA from Drosophila persimilis, 831 nucleotides. Its product is annotated as 23 kDa integral membrane protein. The transcript has 5 exons. Gene Ontology annotation, cellular component: membrane. Bases 84 to 731 code for a protein of 215 amino acids. Lineage: Eukaryota; Metazoa; Arthropoda; Insecta; Diptera; Drosophilidae. The record is from RefSeq and is a predicted model, not a curated record.